Molecule: messenger RNA, 2834 nt
Organism: Capsaspora owczarzaki ATCC 30864
Lineage: Eukaryota; Filasterea; Ministeriida; Capsasporidae
Product: forkhead box S1
Exons: 2
Coding region: 245-2647 (800 amino acids)
Biological process (GO): regulation of transcription by RNA polymerase II
Molecular function (GO): RNA polymerase II cis-regulatory region sequence-specific DNA binding; DNA-binding transcription factor activity, RNA polymerase II-specific; protein binding
Source: RefSeq, a predicted model, not a curated record
GUUGAUGAAAUUUCAACUUCAAGUCAAAAAAUAGUCAAAGAAAACAAGCAACAAUCAAAGAGUUUGACAAACAAACAAAACACCAAGAUUUCAAGACAGCUCUCAGACAAGACAAACAAACAACGCAGGCACACUUUUGGUCGCCAAAGCAUUCAUUCAUUCAUUCGCUCUCGGACGUGGCAGGGCAAAGUACCAUCACACAAGACGAUUUUGCCAACUGAACACAUCAAAAGCUUACCCUGACAUGAGCGACUCUGCCGCUGGCGCUGGUGCUGUCGCCGCUCCGCAACAGCAACAACCACCGCCUCCGCAACAACUGUAUAUGCAGCAGCAGGGAGGCGCUCCUCAGCCAGACUAUCAACAGCAGCCGCAGCAACAGCAACAACCGCCCUAUUACAUGCACGGCGCCCCCAUGCACCCGCUCAACUACAUGCAAAUGGGAGGCUAUCCACAGCAACAGCCACAGCAGCCGCAGCAGCCUCCCCAACAGCACCAGCAAUCCCAAGACCCCUCCUUCACCCCGCAACAACCGCAGCAGCCAUCACAACAGCAACAACAACAACAACAACAGCAGCAGCAGCAGCAGCAACCAUCACAGCAACAGCAGCAGCCUUCCGGUGACAUGUCGCAGCAGCAGCAGCAGCAGCAGCAACAACAACAGCAACAACAACCCAUGCCGCAGCCAGCAAUGUACGGUCAACCGCAACAGUACUACCCUGGACAACCACCGCCGCCGCAACAGAUGCAGCAACCUGGCCCUUACAUGUACGCGCAGCCACCACCACAAGCCUUUGCGCCGAUGGGAUACAACAUGUACCCCAACCCGUACGGCCAACCGCCGCCGCCGCCCGGCAUGGCGAUGGCUGGGAUGGUGCGCCCAGGCAUGCCACCAAACCCCCCACACAUGUAUCCUCAGCAGCCUCCCUUUGUUAACGGGCACCCGAGCUACGGCAUGGAUCACCACCAAGCGCCCGGCCCGCUCUUUGCUCCUGGCGGCUUGCCUCCGCCUCCUCCGCCACCGCCGCCGCCGCCGCCGCCCAUGCCUCCGAUGCCACCGCAAGUGCUCGGCGGGCCGUAUAUGAUGCCGCCACAUCCAUCCGCAAUGCCGCCACACAUGCCCCAUCCGUCCGAUCCCAUGGGUGCGGCACCACCUGGUUCCGGAGAGGGCAUUCCAUUCGAAGUGGUGGAAACGCCCGCCUUUGCCAAGCUCCAAGGUCCGACCAUUGACUACUGCAUCCGCUCGCUCUCAGUCACCCUUGGUCGCAAACCCUCGCAUAACGUCGACUCGGUCGAUGUCGAUCUUGGCCGAUCCAAGUUCAUUUCCCGCCGCCACGCCAAGAUUGAAUACAACUUUACAAUGCGCCACUUUGAAAUUUCCGCGCUUGGCAAGAACGGUCUGCUUGUCGACAAUGAGUUUUGCAACAAUGCCAGUGCGCCGGUGCCUCUCGAGUCAAAAGCAUUCAUUCAAAUCGGAGACGUGGGAUUUUACUUUUUGCUCCCGCUGGGCACAGUCUCGCAGAACGUCAAGCCGACCAAGAAGAAGCUGCAGGUGGCCGUGCCUGGCGGCGAUGAGGAUGCGCCUCAUUCUGAUCUGGGUGGCAUUCAAUCGCUUGGCUCGUCUGCCUCUGGCACUGGCAACUUUUCCAUCCUCCCGUCCUACACGCCGCCUGUCAGCAAGGCACGUGCUGGAGCUGCUGCUGGUUCUGGUGCUGGUGGCGACGGCGUCUCGCCCCACUCGCCUACCGGCACCUUGAGCCCGAACGAGUCGGACGAAGAGGGCCACGACAACGGUCUCCAUCCUCCGCAGUCGCUCGUUGACUACAAGGGCGACCCGUCUGUGAAACCACCAUUCUCGUACGCAACGCUCAUCGCCCAGGCCAUCAAUAUCUCGGCCGACCGCCGCCUGACACUCAACGGUAUCUACACAUACAUUACUGAGCACUUCCCUUACUACAAGCGCGUCGACAACGGCUGGCAAAACUCUAUUCGGCACAACCUCUCGCUCAAUCCCUGCUUUGUGCGCGUCCCGCGCCCGGAUUCGGAACCCGGCAAGGGCGCGUUCUGGACCAUCGACCCCAACCUGCAGUACAUGUUCACCGACACCAACUUCAAACGCCGCCACAAUCGCGCACCUCGCCGGCCAGUUGAAUGGCCUGCAGGCUCGGAAUUGUCGCCGCGCGGCUCUGCCAAGGCCCAGAAGACACCCCGUACGCCACGAGGCGGCAACCGCUCUGCACCCACCACUCCGACUGGCGCACAGCUGGCGGCGCACCAGCAGCAGCAACAACAGCAGCAACAACUCGGCAUGCAAGCCAUGCCGCCAAUGCCUCCGCACAAUGGCUCGUUCGAUGGUUCGUCGGGCAUGUUGCAUCCUGUCGGUCUUGUUCCGACCCCACCUCAACCUGCACCGUUGACUUUCCACGUCCAUGCGGGUUCCAAAAUGCAGCCACACUCUGCUCCAUCCAACAACGUCAGCAGCGGUACCGAGUCCAGCCCAAGCCGCAAGCAUGCUGCCGAUUCAACGCCCACUGGUGAUACCAAGCGCGCCCGUCUCGACUCGCCUGAGGGCAAGCAACCGCACGCAGACGAGGCCCCUGCCAGCAAUGCCAACGAAGCACCAGCCCCUGCGCCUGCAGCGUCAUCGUAACAAACAUGUCAGUGAUGGCAAUCGUUGCAGUUGACAGUUGUCGGUGUGUUGUUGGCGUGAUUUUGUACCAAUAGUCGUCUUUUCGAAAAAAUUUUCUUCGUUUGCCCUCCUCCAUACAUUGUGUCCCAUCUCCCAAUGUGUUUCGUCUCGUCUAGCAAGUAAUCCUCCAAUAUAGCAUUUUACUCCA